UUUUAUACGCCUUUACUCGGCACGAGGAAAUCUGGCGAGAUUUAUUUAGUUUAGAGCACGAAAGUCUUCGGCCGUUUGUAAUAUGUCAAACUUGGCGUGAGACUUUCCUUUAUUCAAAAUUUCCAAAUUUUCACCGUAACAGCUUAAAUUCUGGUUUUCUACUUAAAGAUUUUUAUUCAGAUGUUUUAUUUUAUUCUUGGUAUUGUCUACGUAUGCAACCUUUGCCCAGCUGGUUGCAAAUUUCUAACGUAGAUUUUAGAAGUAAUAUUACUAAAGAGCAGUUUUUGGAACAUUAUGAAAGUAAAGGUUUGCCAGUCGUUCUUACUGACGUGGUUACCACGUGGUCUGCCUACCGCACAUGGACAAAAGAGUACUUAAUGACUCUCUGCGGAAAUCGCCUUUUUACUGCGGGUUCAGUCUCACUUUCUUUAGCUGAUUUUUUUAAGAUUUCUGAAACUAUUGGAGAUAAUUCUUUAUAUAUAUUUGAUAAAAGGUUUGGUGAGAAAGUUACCGAGUUGGUUGCUGAUUACGUUGUUCCCGAUUAUUUUUCUGAAGAUCUCUUUUCCGUUCUUGGUAAAAAUAGACCCGACUAUAGAUGGCUUGUCAUUGGAGGCCGCUACUCCGGCUCGACUUUCCAUAUUGAUCCAAUUGCUACUUCUGCUUGGAACGCAGUGAUUCGAGGUAAGAAGAAGUGGAUUCUCUUUCCACCCGGCACAGUCCCCCCUGGGGUUAUUCCUAGCGAAGAUUUAGAUUCUGUGGCCACUCCGGAGUCUGUUCUUGAGUGGUACUUGCACGUUUAG
Messenger RNA from Zophobas morio, 800 nucleotides. RefSeq lists its product as uncharacterized. The record is from RefSeq and is a predicted model, not a curated record. Gene Ontology annotation, molecular function: cis-regulatory region sequence-specific DNA binding. Gene Ontology annotation, cellular component: nucleus. Lineage: Eukaryota; Metazoa; Arthropoda; Insecta; Coleoptera; Tenebrionidae. The transcript is spliced from 7 exons. Bases 213 to 800 code for a protein of 195 amino acids.